Messenger RNA from Populus trichocarpa (black cottonwood), 2805 nucleotides. RefSeq names its product G-type lectin S-receptor-like serine/threonine-protein kinase RKS1. NCBI's taxonomy places the organism in Eukaryota, Viridiplantae, Streptophyta, Magnoliopsida, Malpighiales, Salicaceae. Bases 339 to 2774 code for a protein of 811 amino acids. The transcript has 7 exons. Gene Ontology annotation, biological process: protein phosphorylation; recognition of pollen. The record is from RefSeq and is a predicted model, not a curated record. Gene Ontology annotation, molecular function: ATP binding; protein serine/threonine kinase activity.
UCAUUUUUAUAUAUAGGCAAGAAAAUUCUUUAUAUAAACUUACCUUGCUUUGAUAGUUUUUUCCUCCUUUUUACUUCCAAAUGAUCACUACAUCACAUGACCAUGAUCUUUCUUCCAAUUCAAACUUGCCCUUAAAUGGCGACGAAUCUUUUUUAAUUUCAAGAAUCCAACAUCUUUCUUGGUGUGUGUGCUGCGGCAUAUUUUAUAAAAUUCCUAGAGCGCAGAGAUGUAAUUAUCAGCCAAGGAAGUCAAGGCAUAUCAUCUUGUUUAAAGGUACAAGCACCUCCUCAAAGCAAGAGUAACAACAAUUAUCAGCCAAAACAAGUCCAAAAGCUCAAAUGAAGGCAGACAGACUGUUUCUGUAUUCUUUGCUUUUGAUUCUCCAAUUCAUUUUUUGUGUUUCCAAGGACUCCAUAAACACCACCCAAAUCAUAAGAGAUGGUGAUGUUUUGAUUUCCAGAGGAAAUAAUUUUGCGUUAGGAUUUUUCAGUCCAGGAAAAUCUAGCAAUAGAUAUCUUGGGAUUUGGUACCAUAAAUUACCUGAACAAACAGUAGUGUGGGUAGCAAACAGGAACCAUCCAAUCAUUGGCUCCUCAGGGGUUUUGUCAUUUGAUGAAUAUGGAAACCUCAGUCUCUAUAGUGACGGCAAUCGAAAUGUUUCAGUAUGGUCUGCAAAUGUUUCAGGGGAGGAAGCUGAUACUUCUGUAGCUCAGCUUUUGGAUUCAGGAAACUUUGUUUUGGUUCAAGAAAGUGGAAAUAUUUUAUGGCAAAGCUUUGAUUAUCCAACACACUAUGUAUUGCCAGGAAUGAAACUUGGGCUGGAUCUGAAAACAGGUCUUGACCGGUUCCUGACAUCGUGGAUAUCAGCUGAUGACCCUGGGAUUGGAGACUACUCAUAUAGGGUCAACCCUAGUGGUUCACCACAAAUCUUUCUCUACAAAGGCCAAAAACGUGUCUGGCGAACUUCCCCUUGGCCUUGGAGACCACAGAGGAGGUCAUACAACUCUCAAUUUGUCAAUGAUCAAGACGAGAUAGGCAUGACAACUGCUAUCCCUGCUGAGGAUUCUGUUAUGGUGAGACUACUGGUGGAUCAUUCAGGAUUUGUUAAGGCAGUAAAAUGGCAUGAAAGCGAUGGCCAGUGGAAGGAGACGUGGAGGGCACCACGGUCUAAAUGCGACUCGUAUGGAUGGUGUGGUCCGUAUAGUACUUGUGAACCUACUGAUGCUUAUAAAUUCGAAUGUUCUUGUUUGCCUGGGUUCGAGCCCAGGAAUCCAAGUGAUUGGUUGCUGAGAAAUGGGUCUACCGGUUGUGUCAGGAAGCGGUUAGAGUCUUCAUCUGUAUGCAGGAAUGGAGAAGGGUUUCUGAAGGUAGAAAUUGUAUUUCUUCCUGAUACUUCUGCAGCAGUCUGGGUGGAUAUGGAUAUGAGUCAUGCAGACUGUGAAAGGGAAUGCAAGAGGAACUGUUCAUGCUCUGCAUACGCAAGUGUAGAUAUUCCAGACAAAGGCACUGGUUGUUUGACAUGGUAUGGCGAGUUAGUAGAUGCAGUUCGAUAUAACAUGAGUGACAGAUAUGAUCUGUAUGUUCGAGUCGAUGCACUUGAAUUAGCUGAGAAUGCGAGGAAAUCAAAUGAUUAUCUUGCAAAGGAGAUUCCUGCCAUUCUAAUUCCCACUGUUUUUUCAGCUUUGCUGGUCAUUAGCAUAGUAGCUUAUUUUUGGCGUAAGAGGAGAGGAAAUAAAGGUUCCUGGGUGGCAAAUGAGCUCCGGAGAAGUAGCAGUGAUCAAGAUUUGCCAUAUUUCAAACUCAGCACAAUAUCUGCUGCAACCAACAAUUUUUCUCCAGAUAACAAACUUGGACAAGGAGGUUUCGGCUCAGUCUAUAAGGGUGAGCUACCUGAUCGUGAGAAGAUUGCUGUAAAGAGACUAUCAAACAAUUCAAGACAAGGGAUAGAAGAAUUUACAAAUGAAGUUAAAGUAAUUGCAAAGCUUCAGCACCGAAAUCUUGUGAAACUUGUAGGCUGUUGCAUUCAGGGAGGAGAACAAAUGCUAGUUUAUGAGUACAUGCCAAACAAGAGCUUGGAUUCAUUUCUUUUCAAUGAAACAAGAAAGUUGUUCUUGGAUUGGAGCAAAAGGUUUGACAUUAUUGUUGGUAUCGCUCGUGGAAUCCUAUAUCUUCACCAGGACUCAAGGUUGAGAAUCAUUCACAGGGACUUGAAAUGCAGCAACAUUCUAUUGGAUGCAGAGAUGAAUCCAAAAAUCUCAGAUUUUGGAAUUGCUAGAAUAUUCAAAAGCGAUCAAAUUCUGGACAACACAAAAAGAGUUGUGGGAACAUAUGGCUAUAUGUCACCUGAGUACGCAGUGUUUGGAAAAUUCUCGUUGAAAUCAGAUGUGUUUAGUUUUGGGGUCAUGUUACUGGAGAUUGUAAGUGGAAAGAAGAACAACGAAUUUAAUCCUCAAAAUCCUGCCCAGACCUUGAUUGGACUAGUGUGGGGGCUGUGGAAGGAAGACAGAGCAUUGGAGAUAGUCGAUUCAUCACUUCAGGUGCUGUAUCAUCCUCAAGAAGCUUUGAAAUGCAUUAAAAUCGGUCUUUUGUGUGUGCAAGAAGAUGCCAUUGAAAGACCAUCCAUGUUAGCAGUUGUUUUCAUGUUUAAUAGUAGCGAAACAACCAUUCCUUCUCCGAAACAGCCUGCUUUCACUUUCAGAGAACCUUGCAUUAGUCCUCACGUAGCAGUGUCUGGCUGUUUGAAUGUGACAAUGACUGACAUUGAAGGUCGUUAGUUAAAGAUGUGCACCUGCUUUUAUGACUUUG